Molecule: messenger RNA, 1353 nt
Organism: Jaculus jaculus (lesser Egyptian jerboa)
Lineage: Eukaryota; Metazoa; Chordata; Mammalia; Rodentia; Dipodidae
Gene: Ift27
Product: intraflagellar transport 27
Exons: 7
Coding region: 297-794 (165 amino acids)
Cellular component (GO): Golgi apparatus
Molecular function (GO): GTP binding; GTPase activity
Source: RefSeq, a predicted model, not a curated record
UUGGUUCGACGUUUGGCACGCGCGGGGCGGGCGAUUUUUGCCGCGCUCCACUGCCUGGGACCCGGCUGAGGGGCCGGGCCGGGAGUAGGGUCCACGCCUCCCGGCUUGCCUCUCUCCAGGCUGCCUCUUGGACCCUCUUCCGCCCUCCGGUCAACCCUGGCUACCCUCCUGCCCCGCUCCGAAGGGCCAGCCCCAUCCAGCCGGGUCCCCGCCGCCCGCGUCUCGCUUCCCCGCCCAGGGCCGCGCCUCUAGCAGCCGCUCCGCCCACCCCGCGUCCGCGGUACUCGCUGGUUACCAUGGUGAAGCUGUCGGCCAAAUGCAUCCUGGCAGGAGAUGCGGCUGUAGGCAAGACUGCCCUGGCCCAGCUGUUCCGCAGUGAUGGGACCCAUUUCCAGAAGAACUACACCCUGACAGCAGGUGUGGAUUUGGUUGUGAAGACAGUGCUAAUUCCGUGCACCAACGACAGUGUGGAGCUUUUCAUUUUUGACUCAGCUGGCAAGGAGAUGUUUUCUGAAAUGCUGGAUAAAUUGUGGGAGAACCCCAAUGUCUUCUGUCUCGUCUAUGAUGUGACCAAUGAGCAGUCCUUCAACGGUUGCAGCAAGUGGCUGGAGAAGGUUCGGGCCCAAGCUCCAGGGGUCUUCGUCCCAGGUGUUUUAGUGGGAACUAAGACGGACCUAGCUGGGAGGCGAGCAGUGGACUCAGCUCAGGCCCAGGCGUGGGCGCUGGGCCAAGGCCUGGAAUAUUUUGAGACGUCUGUGGGUCUGUCGCUGAACCUCCCAGCACUGCGAUUAUGAGCACACACCACCGUGCCCAGCAUUUUAUGUGGGUUCUGGGGUUGCACUCAGGUCUUCUGUUUGCAGGGCAAGCACUUUACUGUUCAUUGACUGAGCUGUCUCCCCAGCCCUGGAGCUGUGAGUUCUUGUUGGGACCCAGCACCAUCUCUGGGGCAUGAAAACCUAAGAUACUCCCCCUUGGCCCAGGUCCCUCAGUGGAAGCCUCUUUCUGCUGCCUGGUCAUCUGUUACGGAGGGAUGUGCCACACCUGACCCCAGGCCCUUCAUUGCUAUGUUAGCCUCCACUUCCUUCCCACCCCCGGGAGUCAGGUUGGGCUCCCCGUCUAUGGCCAGGAUCUUCCAAGCAGCACACUGCUUGGUACUUGAACCUCCAUCAAAGCUAAGCGGGAAGAGACAUCAUCUUCAUAUUCUGCCACCACAUGGAACCCUAGUGGCAAGAAGGGUGACUCUAUAAAAACUGACCUCAGGGCUGGAGAGAUGGCUUAGCGGUUAAGUGCUUGCCUGUGAAGCCUGAGGACCCCGGUUCGAGGCUCAGUUCCCCAGGUCCCACGUUAGCCAGA